CUAGACACUUUACGACAUUGUUGACAUUUGCAGCAGGUCGUUUCUGUCGUGCGCUGUUUCAUCAUAAAUGUCUUUGUUAUUAACUAGUUUUACUGACGAGAAUCACUUUAAAUGAGUGUUUUCGACCUGUUUCGAGGGUUUUUCGGGGUUCCCGGAGGACAGUAUCGCGGCCGAAGGGACCCGUUCUUUGAAGCCAUGACUCAUGAUGAAGACGACGAUGAGGAUGAAGAUGAGGAUGGGUUUUAUUACGAUGGUUUUCGGGGGGAGCAACAGGACCCCUUUGACAGCGCCUGGAGGUUUGGGUUCAGCCUCGGUCCAGACGGGAUGAGGUUCCAGGAGCCCCCCGUGUUCGGACAGCUGCUGAAGGAGAUGGAGGAGAUGUUCUCGCAGAUGGGACGAUUCGACGGACACUCGGAGCCUGGAUAUUUUGGUGUUCCUAGGACUCCUCCAUCAGGUGGUGAAGGCAGAGGCUCCAGUGGAAAUCCUCUCAGAGAUUUCAUGCUUAAAAGUCCAGAUGACCCUCGACCCCAGGAGCCCACACAGCCCAGACAAGACCUCGGUCCUUCCCACGAGCCCCCUUUUCAUGGCUGGACUCCUUUUCAAAGAUUUGGUGACAUUUUGAGGCCAAGGAUCCCUGAAAAUGAACGCAAAGAAGACAGAGAUCUAGACUCUGCCGUGUCAGCUGGAGGCCUGGAUCAAAUACUUACACCCCCUGCUGGUCAAAUCCCACAACAGCCAAGGUCUCGCUCUUUCUUCCAGUCUGUUGUUGUCACUAAAGUGGUCAAACCGGAUGGGAGUGUAGAGGAAAGGCGCACAGUUAGAGAUGGACAGGGGAAUGAGGAGACCACAGUAACGCGAUCUGGACCAGACUAUGAAGAAAGACCACAACCAGUUACAGAUCUUCCACGGCCCUUUACAGACAUGAGGGACGACUCUUUAUUCUCCAAGUUCUUUGGUGGAUUCAAGUAAAAACCCACUGUGAGCAAAAAUACAGGAGUUAAAGGCCCAUUUUGUAACUCUUCUGAUGGAGGGUCAGUCAAAUGCUUUUCUCCGUGGAGAAGUUAUUGCUUUGUCUGGAAUGUUUCACAGUAUCGUAUUAGUUACUGGUCAGAUCUGUAAGAAGCAACCCCGUGCACAGUAAGAAUGCCUGUUUUUCUAGGUAUCUUGAGCUCUAAAACCACCUGUAAUGUAAAUGUAAUGCAUAGCUAUUUAAUGUCAUACUGUGGAACAUUCCAGGCAGAGCAAUAGCAUUAUCGUAGAAACAAGCAGGUGCCAGACCCCCAACUAAAAAGUUACAUAGUGCACCUUUUAAUGGAGCCCAAAAAGUGUUUAAAAUGUAUUAUUUAUUUGAAGAGUUGAAAUCAGAAGCUAUGAAGAAAUUGGUUGUCUGUGUGCAUGGGGCUUCUCAGUCUUGAAAAGUUCUAAUUGCGGCAGCAGUAGGUUCUCUUGAUUUACGUUUCACCCAAAAAGUGUGCGUUAAGAUGCUUUUAUUUGCCAAAACCUUUACUACAGAGAAUUCAAGAUUGCUGUGUUAACUUCACCUGAUCAGCCAGAACCACACACUUUGGCAAAACUUUACAAAGACGAUUGGAUCUGGAGCUGUUUCCUAUCUACCUGAUUUUAGAGGACUUGAUUGACAGGUGGAAUCACAGACACACAUGCUCCAUUCACAUCAAAAACAAACAUGGCUACUAAAAAAGGAGAAAAAAAACAACAUAUAGUGAGAAACAUCAUGGAUUUUCUCAGAAUCAACAAUCAAAGCACCAGGUUUUUUGGACGGAGGUUUCUCACACUUUGUGGUCCAAUUCCAGACUCUUUUGGAUUCAAACGGGACUGGCUGGUCAGGCGAGUGUCAGCUGGUUAGACAUUAAUGUGAACCUGUCAGUCGAAACCUGGGGCAUUUAAAUGACAAUAUUUUCACAUAUAUUUUUGUACAGUCCUGCAGAAAGGUCAGAAUGAAUGUGCGUGUGUUCAAUAAAGAUGUUUAAUUUAUUGACUA
This is a messenger RNA of Boleophthalmus pectinirostris (great blue-spotted mudskipper), 1999 nucleotides long. It is a transcript of the gene hax1, whose product is annotated as HCLS1 associated protein X-1. Gene Ontology annotation, biological process: negative regulation of apoptotic process; regulation of actin filament polymerization. The transcript is spliced from 7 exons. The coding region runs from base 112 to 969 and encodes 285 amino acids. Lineage: Eukaryota; Metazoa; Chordata; Actinopteri; Gobiiformes; Gobiidae. Gene Ontology annotation, cellular component: mitochondrion; clathrin-coated vesicle; actin cytoskeleton. The record is from RefSeq and is a predicted model, not a curated record.